This is a messenger RNA of Cercospora beticola, 915 nucleotides long. It is a transcript of the gene YMC1, whose product is annotated as organic acid transporter. Gene Ontology annotation, biological process: mitochondrial L-ornithine transmembrane transport. Gene Ontology annotation, cellular component: mitochondrion. NCBI's taxonomy places the organism in Eukaryota, Fungi, Ascomycota, Dothideomycetes, Mycosphaerellales, Mycosphaerellaceae. The record is from RefSeq and is a predicted model, not a curated record. Gene Ontology annotation, molecular function: L-ornithine transmembrane transporter activity.
AUGGCCGACGCGUUGGAAGAGGCAGGCGAGGUCGGCGGCGCUGCGAAUGUGGCCAAGGAUCUCUUCUCCGGUGCAGUCGGUGGAAUUGCCCAAGUACUCAUUGAUAUCGUGAAAGUACGGCUACAGACGACAUCAGAAUACAAGGGGGCUCUAGACUGUGCAUCACGAAUUCUCAAGAAUGAGGGCGCGUCGGCCUUCUACAAGGGCACUCUCACACCAUUGAUUGGUAUCGGAGCCUGCGUCUCAGUCCAGUUCGGAGCCUUCAACUACGCCAAACGAGCAUUCGAAGCAUCCAAUGCAUCCAAUGCAUCGAAGGUCAACAAGACACUCGGCAACGCCCUCCCACAACCACUCAGCUAUGGCCAAUAUUACGCAGCUGGAGCAUUCGCUGGAAUCGCAAACACAGUCCUCUCCUCUCCUAUCGAGCACAUCCGUAUCCGUCUGCAGACUCAACCGCACGGCGCUGGAAAGCUCUACAACGGACCACUCGACGUAAUUCGCAAACUUGGAGCGACAGGAGUCUACCGCGGAACAUCUGUGACCCUCCUUCGAGAAGCCCAAGCAUACGGAGCCUGGUUCCUCACAUUUGAAUACCUGAUGAACCAAGACGCAAAACGCAGCUACAUUCUCCGGAAAGAAGUGCCAACCUGGAAAGUCGCGUUCUACGGUGGUCUGGCAGGUGAAAUGCUCUGGAUUGCGUCGUAUCCAUUUGAUGUGAUCAAGUCGAAGAUGCAAACCGAUGGAUUUGGGGAGAAGCAGAGGUAUAAGACGAUGAGGAAUGCUUUUGCUCAGACCUUUGCGCAGGAGGGCGCUUUGGGCUUCUGGAGGGGCAUUGGUCCGACAUUGCUGAGGGCUAUGCCUGUUUCUGCCGGCACAUUCGCGACGGUGGAGCUGACGCUGCGCGCGAUCAGCUAG